AUGGCAUCAGAGGACAGUGAUACACCCCAACUUCCCACCGGUCUCCAUUCUUCAUCCAAGAAUUCUUCAAGUGAUGCAAGGUACCAUGUUGGGGACUCUCCUUAUCAGACAGCAUCAGAGGGCAGUGAUGAUGAUACACCCCAGCUUACCUGCACUGGUCUCCAUUCUUUAUCCAAGAAUUCUUCAAGCAUUGAAAGAAACCACUUAGGGGACUCUCCUGAUCAGAGAGCAUCAGAGUGCAGUGAUGGUGAUACACCCCAGCUUACGACUGGUCUCCAUUCUUCAUCCAAGGAUUCUUUAAGUGAUGCAAGGAACCAUGUUGGGGACCCCCCUGAGCUUAAUAACGUUCUUCUCUCCUUCGCUGAUAUUAAGGCAAUAACCAAACCUUCAAAAGGUGCUGAUCUGCCUGUUGAUAUUCUGUUACUUACAGUUACAAACUGUGAGUUCCUAGCUUGCUACAGUGAGCUUAAAAACCCCUAUAGAUGUUGGUUUGAUGGUCUUGGAUAUGUUUACUUUUCUCAUGUGAGUGAAAGUCAAGAGCAGUUGAAAGUUGCUUUACUAAGAUGUUACAGAAAUGGCAUUGGUCCUGGUGGUGCUCUUGUAUCUGUUAAGAAUGCUGUCUCUGUGCUAAGACCCAAAGCAGUCAUUUCAGUAGGAACAUGUAGUGGCCUCAACCCUGCAAAGUCCAGGUUAGGAGAUGUUGUUGUGUCUGCCAAAUUAGCAACAUAUGCAUCAAAGGUACUGACCAGCAAUCAAGAGCAGUCAACUGGUUUGAGAAGUUAUGUGAGCAAAUCCUUUCUAAAUGUCAUUAAGAAUUGUGCUGAUGGCUGGCAAGCACCUUUGAAGGACUUAGCUGAAGCUCAACAAGUUCAAGUUUAUACUGAUGCUGAGGUUCUGAGUGGACCGGAACAAGUCAGAGCUGAGUGGCGGCGUGAUCAGCUUGCUAAAACCAAUCCUCAGGCUAUGGCAAUCGAAAAUGAAGGAGAAGGUGAGUUCAUUUUUUAUGCAGCCAGUGUUAGGAAGUGUGUGCAGUCAGGUCUCUUUGAACUCUGUAGAUGUGUUGGCUGCUUUUGAUUCAGUGUUAAUUUCAAGGUGUUGUUCAAUUGUUUGCUUGCUUCAAAAUAAAUUAUAUUUGCUGAAAAGAUGGGCCUGCUCGCGAUGUAUAGUCUUCAAUGCUCUGUUGGUAGAGUACUGUCAUGUUAAAAUCUCCUUGAAUUCCCCCCUCCCCCCACUAUUUAUUUAUUUUCAGGUUAAUUUGCAAUUGCUUUGAUUGCUAGUAUUACAAUACAACAAUCUUAUCUGCGAAUUAAACGCAUUGACAAUAGAUAGGCUUGUGGAAGAUGCCUGGUGAAACUGAAAAGAGCUGCGAGCCAGCCUGGAAGGUAACCAUGACAACCCCGUAAGCAGCACUCUUCAGGCACAGUCACACUGAGACCUAUCAGUUGAGAAAUGUGCACUAGACACGUAACAAAUAAAAACAUCCAAAGGGAAGGGAGGGAUGGGAGCAAAAACAGUUAAAGCUACUGCAUGUGAAAGCAACAUGAGCGAAUGAUUGACUUCAGACCACCCCAAAUACAAUUAAUGGUGGAGACCACUAGCUGGCAAGCAUUGUCGGUUUAAUCUCACCUAAAUUACAUUAAGCCACAUUUAUGCCCAUUGACAAUAGUUGGGUGUGGGGAAGGUGCAUGCUGAAACCUCAAAGGCACUGCAAGUGAGCCUGGAAGGUAAUGAUGACAACCCUGUGAGUGGCACCCACCCAAACCAGUCUACAGGUGCUUGAAGAAAAAAAAGGGGACAGCGAACAGGAAGUCACAGGACCUGGUUCCCCCAAGGGCAUUAGGCACCAACCCCAAACUCCCUCGCAAUAAAAACUGGAAAAAAAAAAAACAACUCACCACUGAAGAAUGGAGGCCGUAAUAGUGAACAGGAGAGGAAAGAAGAUGGCAAACCUUGUGUGACAAAAAAGUGUGACAAUAAUUUUGUUUGAAAUAACUUUUUGCCAAACUUCACUUUCCUUUAAACAGAUCUUUUGUAAAAGACCAGAAAACAUUAAGUGAAGGUCUCGACAAAACAUGAAAGUUAUAGCCCUGUGACAUUUGUCACACACAAGUGUUUUGCUGUCCUCUUCUUCCUGCUGUCUUUUGUGUAAACUCACUAAAACAUGCCUGAAGCAUGUCCGCGAGAGCAAAGCCGUGAGCUGUCCAUAACCUCAAUCCAAACUGACACUACUGGGAAGGAGGCAGUACAGUUCACAUCCUCUACAUUGUUCGUCUAUCUUCCAACUCCAAUUAGCUUCGUUUUUUUUCCUUUUUUAUAGGAAGUUAGGCAAAAUAAUGUAAGCUAUAUUGAUGUAGGACCGUCUUCAACUUUAACUCAAGUGUCAUUUUCUUUGUUGUUGUAUAGGAGUGUUUACAGCAGCAUUUGACUGUCAAAUUGAGUGGUUAAUUGUGAAAGGGAUAGCUGAUUAUGCAGAUGGUUCUCAGUUGCCUUCAGAGAGUUGGUCUUCCUGUGCCAGUGUGAUGGCAGCAUCUCUUGUUGCACACAUUUUGAGUGAGCCCUGUGUUUUUUAUUCAUGGCCUCAUUACCAAGGUAAAUAUUUCUCAUAAUGUUAUGUCCCUUUUUGGCAUGUUGUUUUAUGGAAACUAGGGGUGCGUUACAGUGUACUUCCUUGAUGCUGUCAUGAGCUCAUCACUGCAUUAUGGAUAGGUGCCACACAUGACAUCUUUUUCUGUUUAAAAUAGCUUUUUAAUUAGAUUUGAUUAUUAUUGGUGUAGAUUAUUGUUAGGUUUCUUUAAGGAACGUACAAUUCAACCUGUAAGAACAUUGAUGAGAAGAGACCUCUUGUCAUUUUAAACCAAAAAGAGAUUAAAGUACAGUCAUGUGACUGAACCCAAAAAGUUGUGGAUUUUGUUGUGAAAUAGGGUAUAGAUUAGAAGAACCUUUUCAGGUUGAACAACCGCCACCAAGUGUUCUUAGCUGAUGAGUCAGUUUUUUUUCCAGCAGUUGUAUUGAGCUGACCACAAAGCUACAUGUGUAUAUUUCUUUUUUUAAGUGUUAAAACUACACUUGUCUUGAUAUGCACUUCUAGUGACAUUAUUAGUAGCAGUUAUUGCUAGUAGAUUUCUUGAAUGUAAGUGAGAAAUGUCUUUUCGUUGAAGAUAUACCUGAGCAGAGCUCAGCCAGCGGAUCAAAGGAUCAGUUACCAAGUCCCUCAGGUACCAAUUUAUGGCUCCAUUCUACACGAAUCCAGAUACUUUUUGAAAUCACAUAUUCUUUUUUACAUGAAUUAAGGCCACGAAUGAAUGAGCGGAUUCACUGGUUUAGUGUUGAGGGGAGGCUGUUUUGCGAUAAAGAAAAUGUGCAGUUUCAGAAAUAUCCGGAUUCAUGUGGACGGGGCCUUAAUGUUUAAUGCUACAUUGUACAUGUAAGCAAUCCAACAUGUUACGGGUUCAAGAUACAUUUUCCGUUCAUUUUCCCUUCUUCUUGUUUUUUUCUCUUGUUUUUUGUUUUCUUGUUUCUUUCUCUUUUUUUUCUUGUCUUUGGUUUUAGGUUUUUUGUUUGUUUGUUUGUUUUUUUUUUAUCAUGGUAAAUGUUUUUGGAACUCUCAUAUCAGGGUUGUUGUGUAUAUUAGCUAAUAAUUGGCAAAAUUUUCUGGUCCUUAAGGGGGGGGAUAAUUCGAAAGGGGGCACUUAUGUGAAGGAGUGUGCUAAUUCGAACGUUUCUGGUACAUGAGUUCCAUUUACAGUCAAAGCAGGUCAAGCGUACCCCCCCAAGAUUGUAUUUACCAGAGUAAUGAACUGAUUAUUUGAAAAAUGAAUCCGUUAGUCGUUCCCGUAACUAGCGUCAAAUUCAACUCGGCAUCAAUGGGCAUUAUUGCAUGCGUAAUGAGCAAUGAAUAUUUUACUAAAACUUUAAUGUCUUUGGUCAGAUUGAACAUCUUUGAAUUUGCUUCGAAGACAUUUAUAUCAAUUCAGGGAAACUGAGCUGCUAGAGAUUUCAUAACUAGCCUGCGUAAACAUCCCUUUCUCCUCGCUCUUCGCCGCUGGGGACGUUUCGCGCGGAGGAACGUCUGCGACUCAGCGGCAGAAAUUCCAUACUGAUGACGCAAAUCAAUGUUUACAUAACAAAUCGAGUAGUAUAUAAAAAUAAAUUUGUCCAAUUUUAGGUGUCUUCUGGUCUAUUUUGGUAAAAUGUUGUGUUCAUCGGCCAACGAGCUUCAGCGAAACUCAAAUGCUUCUUCUAGAGAAGACUAUAUUCCACAAAUGUUGACUGUUUUGUUAGAGAUUCUUCGCGUUUACAUUUGACCUUGUGGCCUUUUGUCUCUUGUCUGUCAUUCGUAAACAAUAGCUAAAACAAUGUAACUACUCCGUCGACCAAUCAGCUCUUCUGACCGGAUUCCGGACAGAUUUUACGUCAUCAUUAUCGAAUUUCUGCCGUUUAGUCGCAGACGUUCCCACGCGCGAAACGUCCCCAGCGGCGAAGAGCGAGGAGAAACGGAUGUUUUCGCAGGCUAUUUCAUAACUGCCUCGCGUGUGAAUUCACGGCUCAUUAUGCAUGCAAGAAUACCGAGAUUAAUCUAAACAACUACUACCAACCACCAACUACCAACAACUACCAGCUACCAACUACCAACUAACAACUACCAACAACUUUCCAAUAAUGAAUUCAUUAACGGAAUCUUAGGGGGUACGCUUGACCUGGCUUGACUGUAAUCAAAAAAGACCCUCUUUCCUCUCCUCUGUUAAGUUCACUUGUCUAAUUAGCUACUAUUUGCACUCUGUUACUUAGCUUAUUUGUUAAAUGGAUAAAGUUUCCCCAUCCUUAGUCUGAGCAACGGAUUUACAGUACAAAAUAACAACCACAACACAGCUUCUAAAGCCAGAUGUAACGUCAAUGAGCGAGUUAAAAUCAUCAUGACAUUUUGAUUUUUCAUUACUACGUUGGAAGGGGAGGCCAGUACAAAUCUAGUCAGCCUCGCAACAGAAGGUUGUUUAGAAAACCGCUGGUGUAAAACUUGGUAAUAAGCUUAACGCAGGUAGAAUCAUGCUUCUUGCUCUAGUGUCGCCCUGAUAAGGCCCGGUCUUCAAUUCUUGAGAGAAAAUGUCCACGCUUAGAUAAAAGUGACCGUACUGGGACGUAAACUGCCAUUAUCAUUGCUACCACAAAACUUGUACAAUUAACUUCCUAUUGCUUAAUGCGUUUUAGAGGAUUUAAGUUUAAAGAGUUUUACUUUUUUUAUAAACAGAUCCUGUAACUGCUUUUUUGGAGUGGAGUCAAAAUCAGCUGUGCUCAUUUUACAACAGUACCGCGAGCCAGUUAAUGGUUACUCCUUGGGACCGAGAUAAUACCAUGGACAUUGAUGAGGUGUAUGUACAGUUAACACUGCUAAGAGAUGACAGAAAACUUGCUGGAACAACAAAAGAGAAGCUUGAAGAUUUCAGCGAGUUAUUCACAAGCCAUGGUCAUCACCUAAUUCCUAAGAGAAUUUUAGUGUAUGGGAGGCCAGGAAUAGGAAAGUCGACAUUCGCAAAGAAACUUGCCGUUGACUGGUCUCGCGGCAACAAAGAAAUCCUAAAGAAGUUUGCUGUUGUACUUUUAAUCAAGCUCCGAGAUGUUUGCAACACGCAAGACCUCUGUGCCAUGCUACAAAAGGCGGAGCUGUUGUCCGCAGGUGACCCUAUGGUGUUUAGCCAAUUGUAUGAUUACAUUCUUCGUAACCAAGAGGAAGUCCUACUUAUUUUAGACGGCUAUGAUGAAUAUAGCGCCGAAAAAUCAUCACCAGUUCAUCUUAUUUGGAAAGGCAGCCAGUUGAGAGAUUGUACUCUUCUUCUAACGACACGACCGCGGAAGAAAGAUGAGUUAAGACCAGGAAGUCAUGCUCAGUUUGAAAUUAAUGGGUUUGAUCAGUGGCAAGUUAAAACAUUUGCUCUUAAGUUCCUUCGUGACCAAACAAAAGUAGACGAGUUCGGACAUUUUUUAUAUGAACGCGACCUGUGGGACUUAGCGGAAAUACCACUUCUUCUGUUAAUGUUAAUUCUAAGCUGGGACGUUAAUGAUUAUCAAGGACCAUCAGCAUCUCGCGCCCUUCUGUAUAACAACUUUUGUCAGACGCUGCUUGAUCACGUUACCGCCAAAACCUCAGACGAGACAUUUAGAAGCAUGGAUGAAUACAAAGAAGACCUCGCAAAGUUGGGGGAACUUGCCUGGGACGCACUCUUAAACAAUUGUCUGUACUUCAAGCUCAGCAAGCUGCCUGAGGACAUUCGGUCACUCAUCGAGAAAUUUAUCGAUUUUGGCUUUCUUCAAACAUCUAAUCCCUCAAGUUCUCCUCGUCCUGAGAGACUGGCGUUCUUUCUUCAUAAAUCGGUGCAAGAAUUUCUCUCCGCCUUGUUUUUAGUUCGUGACUUAAAAAAUGCAAGGGAACCAUUCAACUGUCUGUCUAAAGUCGACUCAGCUCAACGAUUCAGGGAGCUAUUUGAAGUUUUUAAAUUUGUGUCUGAGUUGUCAUCAGAAGCUACCGUUGCUGUUUUUCUCCAUCUGAAGAUGAUAGGAGAAAAAGAAGGUCUGACAGAUUACAACUUCGGUGAAAACCCUUCUGUUGAGGAGCUCACAAAAGGACAAAGAAGGUUUAAUCGUACUUGUCUUGAUUUUUUCGCUUCCUGCCCUGCCUCAGACAGACAAGCUGUCUAUCCUUCUUUUCUACAGUGCGUUAAUUUUGUAAUCGUGAUAGAUUUUGACAUUCCCUCUCUUUUGACUUCUGCAGUUGCUGGAGAACAUUGUUUGAGAUCAUCAAGUGUCCAUAAGCCAGAUUAUGUAUUUUUUAAAGCAAUCUUUGAACCUGAUGUGGAAGAAUACAAGCGUGAUCAAAUGUUCUCUAUCUUGUCCGAUUUGGACACUGUUGUUAUGACGUGUUAUGGUGAUACAAAAUCUGUAGAUAAGUACCGCCAACUAAUAGCUGACCCCUUUUUCGUAAAGAAAGUUGGACAGCGAUCAGUGUUAUGUUUGACUCUACUUCAGAUAUGGGAACACACUGAUGGUCCGAAAUGCGAUGAACUGCUUAUAUCAUUAAUAUCAGCACCAAAUUCUUCUGAGCCUGAUCACGUGUCAGAGAAUCAUGAUGUUUGCAGCUCUGUCAAUUUAACUGAAAAGUCUGACCAGACUCUGACACACUCUCUGUCAUUUUUGAGAAAGAUUUACAUUUAUGGCCUAAAAAAUGAACUUCUCAGUUUCCUGAAUAAUCUUCACCAUUUUCCUCGACUAUCCGAACUCAAUUUACUUCAUGUUGGUAUGGAGAAUCAAGAGUGUCAGUUACUUGCCACUGCUUUAAAAUAUGUUGAUAAGUUACGCCUACUGAGUUUAUCGUACAACCCACUUGGUCACGGGAUAAGUGAGCUUGCCAAACACCUGCAGUGUGUACCUCAUUUGGAAAAGCUGUACCUGAGGGAUACACAGAUGGGUGAAGAGGAAGUUAUAGCGUUAGCCCAUAGUUUAAAGAAUGUGACUCAGCUGAGUGAACUUGACUUAUCAAAUAACCCACUUGGUCAUGGGAUAAGUGAGCUUGCCAAACACCUGCACAGUGUACCUCAUCUCCAAAAUUUGAUGCUUUGUGGUACAGAAAUGGGUGAAGAGGAAGUCACAACUUUAGCCAAUAGUUUACAGAAUGUUGCUCAGCUUAGUAGACUUGACUUAUCAAAUAACCCUCUUGGUCACGGGAUAAGUGAGCUUGCCAAAGGUUUCCCCACCGUAUCUCAUCUCCAAAAUGUGAUACUGUGUGGCACAAAAAUGAGUGAAGAGGAAGUCACAACUUUAGCUAAUAGUUUACAGAAUGUGGCUCAGCUGAGUAGACUUGACUUAUCAAAUAACCCUCUUGGUCACGGGAUAAGUGAGCUUGCCAAACACCUACACAGUGUACCUUAUCUGAAAGAGCUGCACCUGAAUAAUACACAGAUGGGUGAAGAGGAAGUUACAGCUUUAGCCCAUAGUUUAAAGAAUGUGACUCAGCUGAGUAUACUUCACUUAUCAAACAACCCACUCGAUCACGGGAUAAGUGAGCUUGCCAAACACCUGCACAGUGUACCUCAUCUGGAAUGGCUGUGGCUGAUUGAUACACAGAUGGGUGAAGCGGAAGUUACAGCUUUAGCCCGUGCACUCGUGUACCUUCCAGUACUGCAAUACCUUCAACUUAACCAAAAUCCACUGGGCCGUGGAGUAAGUGAACUGAUCAAGUGUCUCAGAAGUAGACCUCAGUUUAGUGGUCUCUGUCUCUGUGAGGUUCAACUGACAAAGAGAGAAGCCACUGAGCUGUGCACUUUAGCAAAUGAAGCGAAAAUGCUCUUGGAG
This is a messenger RNA of Porites evermanni, 8340 nucleotides long. Lineage: Eukaryota; Metazoa; Cnidaria; Anthozoa; Scleractinia; Poritidae. The record is from the annotation of a GenBank genome assembly.